This is a messenger RNA of Humulus lupulus (European hop), 489 nucleotides long. RefSeq lists its product as uncharacterized. The transcript has a single exon. The record is from RefSeq and is a predicted model, not a curated record. Bases 1 to 489 code for a protein of 162 amino acids. NCBI's taxonomy places the organism in Eukaryota, Viridiplantae, Streptophyta, Magnoliopsida, Rosales, Cannabaceae.
AUGGGCCAAAUCAAGUUACCCAUGACACUGGAGGAAGAGCCUCGCCAGGCCUUUAAGUAUUGCACUUUCAUGGUGGUAGGUUUUCCCUCUGCCUACAAUGCCAUUUUAGGGCGUCCGGCUUUGGUGGAAUUCAGAGUCGUCACCUCGAUUCGACAUCUGUGCCUGAAGAUUCCCACGGAGUCGGGAAUUGGCACUGUCCGAGGAAACCAUAAGGAGGUGAGAAAAUGCUAUAACGUCUCCCUCCAACAACCAGUAAUGGUAGUCAAGACAAGGGACCACGAGCAGUCUCUUCCCAAUAGUGUGGAAGUGGUAACGGUACUAGCGGAAGAGGCAGAUGAGUUGGACCCGCGAGUUCAAGAGGAAAGGGUGGUCGAACCGAUGGAGGAGGUCGAGGAGUUGGCUCUCGACGCAGCCACUCCUGAUAGAAGAACCAAGAUUGGGAAAAAUCUGGAGGAGAAAGUCCAAAAUUUGCUCCUAACCUUCCUCUGA